GGUUGGAGCUCUUGGCCCCGCCCUCGCGGCCAUCUUGGAGGCCCUGGAGGCGGUGCCGCGGAGGACGGAGCGGAAGUUUCCGCUGCAGCUUCCCGGAGCCCGAGCGAAGCGCCGGCGGCCGCCCCUGCCCCGCCGUCCUUCUUCCUGCGGCCGCGAGGAAGACCGCGGCUCGGCCGCAGCGGCGCUGCGAGUUACAGAAUGUCCGAAGGGGACAGUGUUGGCGAUUCCGUCCAUGGGAAACCUUCAGUGGUGUACAGAUUUUUCACAAGGCUUGGACAGAUUUAUCAGUCCUGGCUAGACAAGUCUACACCGUACACAGCUGUGCGAUGGGUUGUGACGCUGGGCCUGAGCUUUGUCUACAUGAUUAGAGUUUACCUGUUGCAGGGUUGGUACAUUGUGACCUACGCCUUGGGAAUCUACCAUCUAAAUCUUUUCAUAGCUUUUCUUUCUCCCAAAGUGGAUCCUUCCUUAAUGGAAGACUCAGACGACGGCCCGUCAUUACCAACCAAACAGAAUGAGGAAUUUCGUCCCUUUAUUCGAAGGCUUCCAGAGUUUAAAUUUUGGCACGCAGCUACCAAGGGCAUCCUCGUGGCCAUGAUCUGUACCUUCUUUGACGCGUUCAACGUCCCGGUGUUCUGGCCAAUUCUGGUGAUGUACUUCAUCAUGCUUUUCUGUAUCACGAUGAAGAGGCAGAUAAAGCACAUGAUCAAAUACCGGUACAUACCAUUCACACACGGGAAGAGGAAGUACAAAGGGAAGGAGGACGUGGGCAAGGCCUUUGCUAGUUAGAGCCGGACUGAGUCUGUCACACGCAUUGAAAGAACGGUUUUGAGCCAUUGUAACAAUGCCUUUUUUCUUCACAUAAAGUAGUUGAUUACGAGGGAGUCGGAUUUUCUUUUUAAAAAGGAUCUUCAAUUAUUUGUAACUGAAAUAUCAGGUUCUUGAAGAAACUGGCAUUUAAACCAAAUCGCACAUUUCUUUUUCAGUGAUGCUCAAGUGUUUCUAACGAUGGGAUUUUAGUAAACCAGCUGCAGGCUCGGGAGGCCAAGUGGGUGGCGGCUCGCUGGAGCGAGGGGGCGGGUGGCCGUCCCUGCCGCGGUGCCAGGUGGGUGGACAGGAGUGAGGCUCGCCAAGGAGGAGCGCCAUGGCCACUCCACUGAACCGGAGGGACGAUGCCAGCCUGAUUCCUGCGUGUUGGAAAGGACUAACUGUGGGUUCUAACGCCAGUUUCCUGAUUUCAUCUCACUAGAGAUGUUCAAAGUUGGCCUCUAUCUUAAUGACUCAAAACUUUGUUCUUAACUACCAUGAUUGCUUUCAAGGGCCUGGAAUUAUAAAUAUAUAUUAUAUUUUAA
This is a messenger RNA of Lemur catta (Ring-tailed lemur), 1352 nucleotides long. RefSeq names its product retention in endoplasmic reticulum sorting receptor 1 (gene RER1). Gene Ontology annotation, cellular component: Golgi membrane. The transcript is spliced from 7 exons. Lineage: Eukaryota; Metazoa; Chordata; Mammalia; Primates; Lemuridae. The record is from RefSeq and is a predicted model, not a curated record. Gene Ontology annotation, biological process: protein retention in ER lumen; retrograde vesicle-mediated transport, Golgi to endoplasmic reticulum. The coding region runs from base 199 to 789 and encodes 196 amino acids.